This is a messenger RNA of Mycotypha africana, 2073 nucleotides long. RefSeq lists its product as uncharacterized. The record is from RefSeq and is a predicted model, not a curated record. Gene Ontology annotation, cellular component: nucleus. The transcript has 3 exons. Gene Ontology annotation, molecular function: metal ion binding. Bases 148 to 1896 code for a protein of 582 amino acids. Lineage: Eukaryota; Fungi; Mucoromycota; Mucoromycetes; Mucorales; Mycotyphaceae.
UUUAUUUUGAAAAAAACUGAAGACAGCUUUUGAAAUUCGUGACCAUUGUUCUAAGCUAUUCGUUAAUGUUUCUGCUAACAAGAAUUUUCUUUUUUUCCCGCUUCAAAAAACAAAAAAUUACACUUUUUUAAUUCAAUUAUUAUAGACAUGGCAUCCGAUCAGGAAAUGCUAGCUAGAAUUGCUCAGUUGAGCACUGCUAUAGAACAAAGAAAAGCAUUACUCAACCAUUCUCAACAACCACAACAUUAUAACCCCAGUAUACCCCGUGGUGGCCGCUCGAGAGGCAGAGGUCUCGGAUAUCGUGGCCGAGGUGGCAUGCAUUUGUCUCUUGUCAACGAUAAUCGAUGGUCUAAUCCGAAUAGCCCACUUCGUUCCAACACCCCACCUACUAAUUUAUUCUUAGCAAACUCGCCGAGUUCGAUACCCCAACAUGCAUCUUCGCUUGCUUUGUCAUCUGCAACAGGUUCCACAAGUCAUAAUACCUCUUCCCCGUCGGGUUCAUUGUUGACAACGAGUGCUAGCUCACCAGCCCUCAAUAAGAUACCAACUUCUGCCAUUCCGGUAGUAGCGAAGAAUUCCAGUACUGAUAUAAAAAACGAAUAUGUUAUUAGCGGAAGAAAAUUAUUUCGAAAAGACUUGAUGAACAGAUCACCCAUAGUGAAGCCAUCAAAACUGUAUCAACAUAAUCGUCCAACAGAAAGUGUUAUCAGAAGCUCAUCACCAGCAGCAGCAGCAGCAGCAGCCCAAAAACCGCUUAGACGAGGAUUGAAUGGCGGCCCUAACAAAGUAUUUAUUCGUCAGCCCGAGGGUUAUGUUCGUCAAGGUCGUUCCGGCCGGUCACUCGUACUGAAUGCUCAUAAAAGUGCCUUACGAAGACGAAAACCGCGUUAUUGUGGGUUCUACACUCGAUUCGGUCGAUGUCCGAACGCAGCUCGGUGUCCAUUUGUCCAUGAUCCUAAACGAAAAGCCAUUUGUCCUCGUUUUUUAGCAAAUCGGUGUAAGAAACCUGCCCAUCUCUGUAAAUUGUCCCAUUAUCCCAAUCCCCAUAUCAUGCCCCACUGUGUUUAUCUUCAAAAGGGAUCUUGUACAAAUGAAGGUUGCGCCUUUAUUCAUGUCAAGGUCAACUCAAAAGCGCCUGUAUGCCGAGCCUUUGCUAUGGAGGGUUAUUGUCCGAAAGGACUCCACUGUAACGAAAAGCAUGUGCAUGUCUGCCCCGAAUUUGCCGAAACAGGCAGAUGCUCCAAUGCGAACUGUCGAUUACCUCAUGUUGCAAAACUUGAUCGUAACGAUAGUGCCAGCAAUGUUGCGGGUGUCGUCCGUUUGGGCACAUGGGUAAGUGCAGAUUAUUUUUAUGCUCAAAAAAAGGCGCAGCGUUUACUUGGACCAAUCCUCUUUUGGAAGAAAAAACGAAAAGCCGAGCAGAGAGAAAAGGAAGAAGCAGAAGGGUUUGUACGCUUAUUGGAUGAUAGUGAUGACGACGAUGGAUGGAGUCAGUAUGAGCGAAUCGAUAGUGGCGAUGAAGAUUUGAGAUUCAACGACGAUGAACAAGACACAGAAAUAGACGAUCUAGAAGACGGAGAACUGGACAUCGAUAUGGAGGAAAACGAGGAAAUCGUAACAAAUGAAGAUGCUGAAACUUCCGCUUCUGCAAAAAAUAUAGAUAGUAGCGAGGUUGAAGUUAGACAUAAUAAUUUUGUACAAUCAAGAGGUGGAGAUAGUUUAGAAGAGGGGGAGUUAUUAGAAUAUGAAGGAGAUAAGAUCAUGGUAGGUUCUAUAGAACCUAUGAAUGAUAUAUAUGGGCAAAAUCCUGCAGUUGUGCCCGCAGGGAAUGCUAAUGUUAAUCAACAAGCAAGCGACGAUGAAUUCUUUGACGCACUAAAUGAAUUCGAUGGGUGAGAAGGUGAGAUAAUUGUUCUACAAUUGAUAUUUUGGCAGGAAAAAAUGUGAAUAUUGAGAAAAUGAUCAUGUAUAAAAUGUAGUUUUUUUUUCGCCAUUACUGUUACAUCAUAGAAUGAUUUGUUGAAUAUCAGUUAUAACGAAUAAAAUUGAAUCCUAUGUGAAAUUUGUCUGUGG